CGAGCACUUGGCCCUGGCAGACGCCCCAAGAUUGUUGUGAGGAGUCUAGCCAGUUGGUGAGCGCUGUAAUCUGAACCAGCUGUGUCCAGACUGAGGCCCCAUUUGCAUUGUUUAACAUACUUAGAAAAUGAAGUGUUCAUUUUUAACAUUCCUCCUCCAAUUGGUUUAAUGCUGAAUUACUGAAGAGGGCUAAGCGAAACCAGGUGCCUGCUCCGAGGGCUCUCCAGUGGCUCGCAGCACCCAGGCUGUCCCCCUGCCCUCUCCAUCACUCGCUGGGCCCCUCUGGAAUAAAAUCCCCGCGAGCCCCUCCGGCCCAGCGCAGCCGCCGCGCAGAACUCCUCCGAGGGUCCCGCCUGGGAGCUUUCUCUCCCGCUUUGCCUCUUCUCCCCGCGCAUCUUGGACAUGCCAGGAUUUAAAAGGAUACUCACUGUUACCAUCCUCCUGGCUCUCUGUCUUCCAUGUCCUGGGAAUGCACAGCAGCAGCAGUGCACCAACGGCUUUGACCUGGAUCGCCAGACAGGACAGUGUUUAGAUAUUGAUGAAUGCCGGACCAUCCCCGAGGCCUGCCGAGGCGACAUGAUGUGUGUCAACCAGAAUGGCGGGUAUUUAUGUAUCCCCCGAACAAACCCGGUGUACCGAGGGCCCUACUCGAAUCCCUAUUCGACCCCCUACUCGGGUCCAUACCCAGCGGCUGCCCCACCGGUAUCAGCUUCAAACUACCCCACGAUUUCGAGGCCUCUCGUGUGCCGCUUUGGAUACCAGAUGGACGAAGGCAACCAGUGUGUGGAUGUGGACGAGUGUGCAACAGAUUCCCACCAGUGCAACCCGACGCAGAUCUGCAUCAACACAGAGGGAGGGUACACCUGCUCUUGCACGGAUGGCUACUGGCUGCUGGAAGGCCAGUGCUUAGACAUUGAUGAAUGUCGCUAUGGUUACUGCCAGCAGCUCUGUGCAAAUGUUCCUGGAUCCUAUUCCUGUACAUGCAACCCUGGUUUUACCCUCAAUGAGGAUGGAAGGUCUUGCCAAGACGUGAACGAGUGUGCAACUGAGAACCCCUGCGUGCAAACCUGCGUCAACACCUAUGGCUCUUUCAUCUGCCGCUGUGACCCAGGAUACGAGCUUGAGGAAGACGGUGUUCACUGCAGUGAUAUGGACGAGUGCAGCUUUUCUGAGUUCCUCUGCCAGCAUGAGUGUGUGAACCAGCCUGGCACAUACUUCUGCUCCUGCCCUCCAGGCUACAUCCUGCUGGAUGACAACCGAAGCUGCCAGGACAUCAACGAAUGUGAGCACCGAAACCACACGUGCACCCUGCUGCAGACUUGCUACAAUUUACAAGGGGGCUUCAAAUGCAUCGACCCCAUCCGCUGUGAGGAAAAUUAUCUACAGAUCAGUGAUAACCGCUGUAUGUGUCCUGCCGAGAAUCCUGGCUGCAGAGACCAGCCCUUUACCAUCUUGUUCCGAGACAUGGAUGUGGUGUCAGGACGCUCCGUUCCUGCUGACAUCUUCCAGAUGCAAGCAACGACCCGCUACCCUGGGGCCUAUUACAUUUUCCAGAUCAAGUCUGGGAAUGAAGGUCGAGAAUUCUAUAUGCGGCAAACGGGCCCCAUCAGUGCCACCCUGGUGAUGACACGCCCCAUCAAAGGGCCCCGAGACAUCCAGCUGGACUUGGAGAUGAUCACUGUCAACACCGUCAUCAACUUCAGAGGCAGCUCUGUGAUCCGACUGCGGAUUUAUGUGUCACAGUACCCCUUCUGAGCCCAGGGCUGCAGCCUCUGACACUGCCUCUCACCAGCACCAAGGGACAGGGGAAGAGAGGAAACAGGAGAAAGAACGAGAGCGAGCAAAYGUUGCACCUUUCCUGCUGAACGUUUCCCAGAGGAGUUGGCUCCCCGAGUCCUAUUGCAGACCUGUCACUCAGAAGGACAUCCCACCCCUCUUCCUAUGAUGCAGUUAUUGAAACGCAUUCUCAUUGGCCCCCUGAUGUGAGGUCAUUGGUGAUUCUUCAAGGCCUUCCGUUGAUUUCCAUCUUUUUCAAAGAAACUAGAUUAGGUUGGGGUCUGAGUCUAUGUUCGAAGACUGUGAACAGCUUCUCUUCCCUCUUCCGUUCCUUCCUUCUUUCUCUUGCUGCAUUGCUGCUUUGCCAAGGCCCUGAGAGAGCUUGUGGGGAUGCUGGGUAUAGCUAGUUUGCUUUUUGCAUGUCCUAAGAAGGCUAUGGAAACAAACCACAGCAGGAUCUAAGGGCUUUUAWAGAGUCUAUUUCAAAACCACGUCUGGUAUUUUCAGCCAUAAAAGAAGUUUUAGUUGUUCUUAAAUUUGUAUAACUGUUUAAUUCUUUCUUGUUCAUUUUGAGUAUUUUUUUUUUAAUAAGAGGUAGAAUUCCUACAAAAGACCUCAGAUACAUACUAUGUUCUGUCUUCCAAAUCCCGGCCUCCUGUCCACAUCAGCCAAUGUUGUUUUUAUUUUUCUGUUUUGUUUGUUUUGUUUUGUUUUUAAGGACCCCUUAAUCAUGCUUUCUUUAGAAUUUUGACCUAACUGGGUUAGA
This is a messenger RNA of Urocitellus parryii (Arctic ground squirrel), 2542 nucleotides long. It is a transcript of the gene Fbln5, whose product is annotated as fibulin 5. The record is from RefSeq and is a predicted model, not a curated record. Gene Ontology annotation, molecular function: calcium ion binding. NCBI's taxonomy places the organism in Eukaryota, Metazoa, Chordata, Mammalia, Rodentia, Sciuridae.